Molecule: messenger RNA, 2595 nt
Organism: Poecilia reticulata (guppy)
Lineage: Eukaryota; Metazoa; Chordata; Actinopteri; Cyprinodontiformes; Poeciliidae
Source: RefSeq, a predicted model, not a curated record
ACUUUCAGUUUUUUAAAAGUGCCAUAAAAUGAAGAACAGCCACGAAGCCAUGAGCAUCCAAACCUCCAAAGUUCCUGUGGAAGAUAAGUUAGCAAAAAUAACGGCACAAAAAAGGAGGUGUCCUUCACGUACAGAGAAAAGAAAGAAUAGAAAAAGCCCAAAUAAAGACGCUGCUUUUGCAUCGUGUCACUUCACUGAAGAAACGUUUGACCGAAGCAGAAAAACUGCCUGGAAGCCAAGAUGGAGAAAACCUUGGAUUCUUUGCUGGGCUUAUUGUUGCUGACCUCGCUCUUCUGCUGUGGACAAGCUCAGGGUGCUGCGCUGACUACUGAGCCCAACUGGUUGACGUUCUAUUCUGGAGAGUUUGUUACCUUUAGAUGCGACAUGAAUGAAGGAGAAAACUCUGACUGGGAAUACAAGCUGAACAGGAAUAAUGGAUCAUAUCUGUCCAUCAAGACAGAUAAAAAAAACACAUUCACAUUUCUUCUUCAUAGUGGUGAAUAUCAGUGCUGUGGUCGUAAGAGGAGCUCAGAUGAAACAAAGUGCAGUAAUACUGUUACUGUCUCAGCAGAAAAACCCAUGGCCACAUUGACAGCAGAUUCAACAACUAUACCAGUAGGGGGCAGUGUGACACUGAGCUGCUCAGUGGAGCCCUCUGCUGGAUGGAAAUACAGAUGGUUCAGACGGACCAAAAAAUCACCUGAAGCUAAAAUCACAGCAAAUAAUGAACAAAACAGAGAUAUCACUGUGACACAAAGAGGAAUCUACAGGUGUCAAGGAGUUAGAGGAAAUCCUGGCUUCAUCAGCAAUCCAAGCAGUAAUGUUAGCAUUAAAACAACCUCGUCUCCCCCUCAGCCUGUCCUCUCUGUGUCUCCAUCAUGGCUGAAUCCUGGAGCCUCAGUGACUCUGAGCUGUGAGGGUUUGAAGCAUCAACCAGCAGGAUGGAGGUUCUUCUGGUAUAAAGCUGUUCCUGAUCCAUCCAGUAGCUCCUACACCUAUGAGCUGCUGCCUAACAGCACUAAUGGUACCGAGCAGAACUCCUUCAUCAUUAAUGGACCGACUCACACAGCAGGAUUUGUGUGCAGAGCAGGAAGAGGAGGACCAAAGUUUUACACUCAUUACAGUGAACCAAAGUUUGUCUGGUCUGCAGAUCCUGGUCCAGCAGCUUCUUUCUCAGUGAAUCCUGACAGAGUUCAACACUUCAGAUCUGAAUCUGUGUCUCUGAGCUGUGAGGGAAACUUUGCUGAGUGGAGAGUGAGGAGGUUUACAGAAGCAGGCCACCUGUUGGACUGCUUCUAUGGGGGGAGAAUGAAUGGAUCUACAUGCACCAUUGAACCUUUCUAUUUUAGUAGUGGAGUGUUCUGGUGUGAGUCAAAUUCUGGAGAGUUUAGCAAUGCUAUCAACAUCACUGUACUCUAUGAUUAUUAUGAUGGUAUUAUCCUGCUGAGUCCUGUUCAUCCUGUGACUGAAGGAGAUCCUGUUACUCUGAGAUGCAGAGAUAAAGAUCAUCUUCUCUCCAAUGUGUUUUUCUAUCACAAUGAUAAACUCAUCCAUGAUGGCAGCAGAGAGGAGCUGAAUAUCUCUGCAGUGUCAAAGUCGGAUGAAGGUUUCUACAAAUGUCAACAUUCAGGAAAAGAUUCACCAAGGAGCUGGAUGUCUGUUAGAGUAACCAGUCCUGUCAGCUCUUUAUUUCUUAUGCUGUUGAUCAUCGGACCAGUUGUUAGAAUCGUUCUCAUUUUCCUCCUGCUCUUGUUCUUGUGCUGCAGACGGAACAACGUAGCAGAUGGACCCAGUGAUGCUACAUACUCCCAGAUUGAACUGAGAGACUUCAGGGAAAACUACUCAACUCCAACAUAUGCUAACAUCAACUAUCAGAAAAAGAAGAAAGGAAACCGAAGUCCUGCAGCAACAGAUGCAGAUGCAGAUGCAGUUUAUUCAGAAAUCGGAACAUGAGCAACUUUGGGUAACAACUAUAACAUGUAGCUUCACAUUAUUAGUUUAUUAUGGGAUUUAUUUCAUUAGGUAAUCUCACAACAACAUUCUCAAAUCUUUUAUUUUCUUACAUAUUUCAUUUGCUGAACAUUUUUGAAAAGUCUGGAACUUAGAAAACAAACAUUUUACAAAAAAUACUGUUAGCAAUGCUGAAAUAAAUGUUUUUCAGAAAUGAUUAGUCAUGUGUAGACGGACUAUGAUUAAGUUUGAAUACAUUAAAUAUUUUUGUAUAUUUUUUAUGGUUUAUUUUACCAAAACCAUAAAAUGGCUAUGUUUUACAGAUUUACAGUAUCUCCCACUCCUAGUAUUUGUUUAACCAUUUUAUAAUUCAUAUAUUUUUGCUUUAAUUAUUUUAUUUGUUUUCAUGUUGCAUUUAUAAAAUAUUCUGAUUACCGAUUGACUUUAUUUAUUCAGAACAAAGUCAAUGCAGACGAGUAAUCCACAGAUUUUUAUCUAAUAAUAAAAAUCUGCCAGAAACGCUGAACUUUUGCCACAAUGUACAGAUUUCUGCCCACUGAAUGUGUACAUUUAUGACUGAUUUUCAUUAUUUUAUGCCUCUUUUUUCAUCAUUUUCUUACAUGUUGGAUUCAUGUUAAUGUGUAU